This is a messenger RNA of Molossus molossus (Pallas's mastiff bat), 1640 nucleotides long. RefSeq names its product coronin 2B (gene CORO2B). The coding region runs from base 51 to 1493 and encodes 480 amino acids. Gene Ontology annotation, molecular function: actin filament binding. The transcript has 12 exons. The record is from RefSeq and is a predicted model, not a curated record. Lineage: Eukaryota; Metazoa; Chordata; Mammalia; Chiroptera; Molossidae. Gene Ontology annotation, biological process: actin filament organization.
ACUCCGGCCCUCGCCCCCGGCUCGCGGCGCCCGCGCCCCGGAGUUCCUGCAUGACUGUCACAAAGAUGUCCUGGCGUCCGCAAUACCGAAGCUCCAAGUUCCGGAACGUGUAUGGGAAGGUGGCCAACCGGGAGCACUGCUUUGAUGGGAUCCCCAUCACCAAGAACGUGCACGACAACCACUUUUGUGCCGUCAACGCCCGCUUCCUGGCCAUCGUCACCGAGAGCUCAGGAGGAGGGUCCUUCCUAGUCAUUCCCCUGGAACAGACAGGCAGGAUUGAACCCAACUACCCCAAGGUCUGUGGGCACCAGGGGAACGUGCUGGACAUCAAGUGGAACCCCUUCAUUGACAACAUCAUUGCCUCGUGUUCAGAGGACACAUCGGUGCGCAUCUGGGAGAUCCCUGAGGGCGGGCUGAAGCGGAACAUGACAGAGGCUCUCCUGGAGCUGCACGGGCACAGCCGGCGCGUGGGGCUGGUCGAGUGGCACCCCACCACCAACAACAUCCUGUUCAGUGCCGGCUAUGACUACAAGGUCCUCAUCUGGAACCUGGACGUGGGGGAGCCCGUGAAGAUGAUCGACUGCCACUCGGACGUGAUCCUCUGUAUGUCCUUCAACACCGAUGGCAGCCUGCUCACCACCACGUGCAAGGACAAGAAGCUGCGCGUGAUCGAGCCCCGCUCUGGCCGUGUUCUGCAGGAGGCCAACUGCAAAAACCACAGAGUGAACCGGGUGGUGUUCCUGGGGAGCACGAAGCGGCUCCUCACCACAGGGGUCUCCAGGUGGAACACGAGGCAGAUUGCCCUCUGGGACCAGGAGGACCUAUCGAUGCCUCUGAUCGAGGAGGAAAUUGACGGGCUCUCCGGCCUCCUGUUCCCCUUCUAUGACGCCGACACCCACAUGCUCUACCUGGCUGGAAAGGGAGACGGGAACAUCCGGUACUACGAGAUCAGCACUGAGAAGCCCUACCUGAGUUACCUCAUGGAGUUCCGCUCCCCAGCCCCGCAAAAAGGCCUCGGGGUCAUGCCCAAGCACGGGCUGGACGUGUCGGCGUGCGAGGUGUUCCGCUUCUACAAGCUGGUGACUCUCAAGGGCCUGAUCGAGCCCAUCUCCAUGAUCGUGCCCCGGAGGUCAGAUUCCUACCAGGAAGACAUUUACCCCAUGACGCCAGGCACGGAGCCAGCUCUGACCCCUGAUGAAUGGCUGGGAGGCAUCAACCGAGAUCCUGUGCUGAUGUCUUUGAAAGAAGGCUAUAAGAAGUCCUCAAAAAUGGUAUUUAAGGCUCCCAUCAGAGAAAAGAAGAGCGUUGUGGUCAACGGAAUAGAUUUAUUAGAAAAUGUCCCACCCAGGACAGAGAAUGAGCUCCUCCGAAUGUUCUUCCGGCAGCAGGACGAGAUCCGGCGGCUGAAGGAGGAGCUGGCGCAGAAGGACAUCCGCAUUCGGCAGCUCCAGCUGGAACUGAAGAACCUGCGCAACAGCCCCAAGAACUGUUAGCUGUCCGUGGGGCUGCCGUCUGAGCCGGUCUCUCCGUUGUUCCUGCUCAUCCCUUGACUUCCCCUUAGCCUGUGACCCCAGAGACAGCCAGGAAGGGAGCUGGGGGACAGCCUAAGGACCCCACCUGCCACCUCAAGAACUGGAAGC